UAUAGGUGUUAUUGUUUUUCUGCUAUCUUAAUUUUCUCUUCAUGAUAAGUUUUUCUAAAAAAUUAUAGAUUUUUAAUCUGUUUAUUUUUUAACUGUACAGGAUAUUGACAGAACCUUCCAAGACUUCAAGCUCGAUAGUUGGUAGGCCUAUAGCCAGAUAGACAGUCUUCAUGUUCUCAGGAAAGAUGAUGAAAAGGCCUGAUAUUGCAAGGAAAAUCCUUUACCAGUACACAUCCAAAAUAUUUUUGGAACCAGUUCAACCAAAGGUUUCUAAAAGUAAACCAUUUCAUAAUGGCUGUACGAAAAGUGUUGUUGUGCAUUAUCGUACACUUUUGUACUCUGUGAGAUCUCUAAGCUCAGACAAAGUUUCAAAUGACCAAAAAGUCAAAUCUUCAUCGCAAUCGCAACCUGAUCCCCUGAACCCAGAUGUAAAAGUCAUUGAGCCGACCAAAUCGGCUGAAGAUAAACAACAAAAACCGCCAAAAGGUGAUGUUCCUGGUGAAAAACCAACUGCCAAAGCAGUGUUGCAGGAAUUUCAAGAAGAUGUCAAAAAGAUUACCACCAUGGAGAAAGAAACAGUUUUAGCCACCAAAACCAAGAAGCCUGAUGGAAAACCAGAUCCCUUUUCAGAAAAGGAGAAGAAAAAGUCAAUAAUCCAGGAAGCAGUGGAAAAAGUGACUAAGAAGAGAAUGAGGGUAGAUUUAACCGCAACAUCUGUGGCGAGGAACUUCAUCACUCCAGUCAGAGCAAUGUCUGACUUCCUUCUUAAACCUUCAGACCUUGAGAACUUGAGGGCCACUAAACGCAGAUCACCCUAUGAGAAUGAACCACCCAUAACCGUGUAUUGGAGGAAGGACGUCGAGGAAAAGGCCUUUGAAGUUUGGGGCUCGAAGGAGAUUUUAGAGAAAGAGUUACUUAAGAGGGAUUUAGAAAGGCGGUUUUACCAACAAAGCACAUUCACUGCCAAGCGGAGACUGAGAGAUUUCCGCAGAGAGAGAGACCACCAGCGAGAGCUGGAGAUGGCGCAGGAGGCAGGACUAUUUGGUCCGUCGGGUCGGGUCGUACUUACUGCCAUUGCAAUCAAUGGCAGUAACUUUCUUUUCAAGACGUUAGCUUGUGCAUUCACUGGGUCACACGUCAUGUUCUCCGAGGCUGUACAUUCUCUGGCUGACACCAUCAACCAACUCAUCCUAGCCUACGGGAUACACAAAUCUGUACAGAGGGCAGACUCUGAUCACCCGUACGGCUACACCAACAUGAAGUAUGUCUCCUCCCUCAUCUCUGGCGUGGGCAUCUUUUGUAUAGGCACAGGACUGUCUCUGUAUCAUGGAGUCAUGGGGCUGGUGGAGCCCUCUGACUUGGUCAACUACUACUGGGCUUUACUGAUUCUCGGAGGUUCCCUGGCCUCGGAAGGAGCCACUCUGCUGGUCGCUUACAACAACAUUAAGAAAGGAGCUGAGAAAUGCAACAUGACCUUCUCCGAAUAUGUUCUGAGAGGCACUGAUCCCAGUGUCAACGUAGUGCUACUAGAGGACUGUGCUGCCGUAGUAGGUGUAGCUACUGCUGGCGUGUGUCUGAUGUUGUCCUCCUACUUCAACUCUCAUAUACCUGACGCUAUUGGCUCUCUCAUCGUCGGAGGGAUCCUGGGAUGUGUGGCGUCUUUCAUCAUCUACACCAAUAUCGCUGCUUUAGUUGGCAGGUCAAUCCCUCACGAGUAUCUGGAGAAGAUCAACAUGGAGCUGGAGUCUGACGUAAUGAUACGAGCGAUCCACGAUGUGAAGGGUAUAGACAUGGGCAACUCACUCAUCAGAUACAAGGCUGAGGUGGACUUUGACGGACGGGAGCUGACGAGGUCCUACCUGGACAAGCAGGACCUAAACACCCUACUGGAGGAAGUGAAAAACUUCAAAAACAUCGAUGAAUUUGAAGGAUUUAUGCUGAAACACAGUGAAAACAUAGUGGACAUGAUGGGAGGUGAAAUCGACAGGAUCGAAAUGAAACUCAGGAAAAAGUUCCCCGAUGUGAGGCAUUGUGAUUUAGAGAUCUUGUAAGGCCUAAAAACCUGGUGAAGCGAAUGCUGUGAUAGAAAAAUGAAUAUGCUGCAACAAAGAUGCCGUUGGAACGGCCAAAGUUGACUCCAGAUGAAGUGAAACUCAUCUUGUAAAUCCGAGCUGCGACUUGUCCAGCCAUUUUUUAUAAGUUACCUCUAGAGCCACAAGUUGUGUGAAAGUGAAAUGAUUAUAGAUAUAGUACUAACUUAUUUUGUAAUAUUAACUGUACAGCUUUAUUAUUUUUGUACAUAGUGGCAAUAUAUCGAGUGGGUGUUUUAUUUAAUUUAUCAGUAGACUGGUUUUAUUUACGUAUUUAUUUUGUCAUGAGAGCUUUAUUCAGUAUUAAUUAUAGACAUUUUUAUAACCAUCUAACUAUAUAAUGUGUUUAUAGCUAAGCUAUUGUUAAUCAAUGUGAAUAUCAGCUUGAAAGGUAUAGUUAUUAAUUUUUUUUUGUAGCACUAACAUUUUGGAUUUUUAAGGGUUAGUCUUAUAAUUAAUCAUACUUACAGUGCCUAAAAUAGUUCUGUGGUAAGUACAUGCAAACCGUUGCCGAGAUUGAAGAGGCUUAAAAUAGAAAUCUGAUAUAAUUGGUUACCCUACUUGCCACGGUUUUGUUAGUCAAACGUGCACUAAAGCAAAAGUAAAUAGAGAUAAUACUACUGCACUAGUUUUUUUGUAAUUUCACUACUACAUUAAAUCUAAUAGUAGGUAGCAUAAUCCUACUAUUUUAAUAUCAUCCAAAAUGUAAGCGAAACAUUUUUCUUUCUUUCUUGUAAAGUGUUAAAAAUAUUAUCAAAUGUGUUUUUCUUUGUGGAGUGUUUUAGUUAUAAUGUUUUGCCUUAAAAUAGAUCUUAGUGUAAAUGCUGCUUAAAUGGUUGAUAUUUUAAGACAAAAUCAUUCCAGUUAAGAAUAUUUGUCUAGAGUAAUCAUGCUAUAACAAAUUUCAAAUAAGUCCAAUAGUUUACAACUAAUAAUAUAUAUAAAGUGAUUUUGAAAGAAAUGUCAUAUUUUUUCUUGAAUUUCAACUUUUUUAAAUGCUUUGUUUAAAAGCAUAAUGGACUUUUUGUCCUAGGACGCUAGGCACAAGUUUGGGAUUGUUUUUCACAUUACUUCAGGCUAGACCUAGGGGUUGCGGUAAUAUCACUUAGGAAAAAUCCAUUGGUGAUUUGGCGGGAUUUAAACCCGGGACCUCAGGGACUAAAGUCCCGCGCUCUAACCACUAGACCAACUCGCUACCCCCCAAAAAAAGUAUAAUGGACUAAGAACUAUGGAAACAAUCAUGAAGUAUUGCAUCCUAGUGUUGCCUUUAAACCUAAACUUAUGUUUUGGUACCUGAUGCGUCACUGUUUUGGAAAUAAAAGAAACACAAUUAAUUCAACUGUAACUUAAUGGUGUGAUUAAUAAAUAGUAUGAAUGAAAUGAGUGGACUUUAUAAUAAAGCACAUGCCCUUUACAGUUUUGUACUUGGUGUAUUUACAUCAAGUUCAGUUGGUACUUUGACUUGAUCUAAAAUAAAUAAGAAAUACUAGAUUUUUAAACUAUUACAUUUAUUUGAUUGAUAAUCGAGCUUGCUACUGUAAGUUAAUCGUAAAUAGGGUUUACCCACUGUUAACGUUACCUAUGUAUUUAUUGAUAAACUUGUUAAGACAAUUUUCCCCUCCAAUCAAAGAAAUUAACUUCAUUAUUUUGUAUGUUAGCAGCCAAUUAAUCCCUAUAUUAUAUUUACAAACAAAUUCACAAUCCCAAACAAGAGAAUAAUUUUAUAGCCCGGUUCAGAUGAGGGUCCAUAUGAGCAGACCAGUGUCAGACUGUUUCCAUUUUUAAAUGAACAGUAUAACCAAAACUGACACAUACUUUCUCCUAUUAGCUUGUCAUCAACUCUAAUCAUGGAGCAAGCGGUUGGAGAAACAAUGGUAUUUUAUGGGUAAAAUCGCCAAAGUAGGAAUAAUUUUUUAAUCGUUAAUUUUUACAGCAUUGAGGGUUGUGAAGUUUUUUUUUAUUUAUCUGUUAUUUUAAGUGAAAAUCACCAUUAAAAUCAAAAUUUCCGAAAAAUUAAAAAAUAACCUGGAUAUACUGUGGAUUGGUACCCUCAUACCAAAUUUCAUCAACAUCACAUGUGUGGUCUGUAUCUCUGUACACUUCCACACACACAGACACAGGCAUCACUUCAAAAACCACUUUUUUGGGUUCAGAGGGGCCCAAAAUAGAUAUUCCCACCCAAAACUACAACUCAAUUUUACAAACAAGAAUUUUACAAAAUCAAUACUUUCUCCAUAUUA
Macrosteles quadrilineatus (aster leafhopper) is the source of this 4330-nucleotide messenger RNA. It is a transcript of the gene ZnT49B, whose product is annotated as proton-coupled zinc antiporter SLC30A9, mitochondrial. Gene Ontology annotation, cellular component: membrane. Gene Ontology annotation, molecular function: monoatomic cation transmembrane transporter activity. The coding region runs from base 171 to 2051 and encodes 626 amino acids. Lineage: Eukaryota; Metazoa; Arthropoda; Insecta; Hemiptera; Cicadellidae. Gene Ontology annotation, biological process: zinc ion transport; transmembrane transport. The transcript is spliced from 15 exons. The record is from RefSeq and is a predicted model, not a curated record.